This is a messenger RNA of Penicillium cataractarum, 2385 nucleotides long. Its product is annotated as TFIIH/NER complex ATP-dependent 5'-3' DNA helicase subunit RAD3. The record is from RefSeq and is a predicted model, not a curated record. Gene Ontology annotation, biological process: nucleotide-excision repair; transcription by RNA polymerase II; positive regulation of mitotic recombination. Gene Ontology annotation, molecular function: damaged DNA binding; ATP binding; hydrolase activity, acting on acid anhydrides, in phosphorus-containing anhydrides. Bases 1 to 2385 code for a protein of 794 amino acids. Lineage: Eukaryota; Fungi; Ascomycota; Eurotiomycetes; Eurotiales; Aspergillaceae. The transcript has 4 exons. Gene Ontology annotation, cellular component: nucleus.
AUGAAGUUCUUCAUUGAUGAUCUUCCGGUGCUGUUCCCGUACCCUCGGGUCUACCCCGAGCAGUAUGCAUACAUGUGCGAUCUCAAGAAGACCCUCGAUGCCGGGGGUCACUGUGUUCUGGAGAUGCCGUCUGGUACAGGCAAGACAAUUUCUCUCCUGUCGCUGAUCGUGGCGUACCAGCAGCAUUAUCCGGAACACAGGAAGCUGAUUUACUGCUCACGAACCAUGUCCGAGAUCGAGAAGGCGUUGGCAGAGCUGAAGGGGUUGAUGAAAUACCGGUCACAGGAACUCGGUUUCGAAGAAGAUUUCCGUGCUCUUGGGCUCACCAGUCGGAAAAACUUGUGUCUCCAUCCUUCGGUGAAACGGGAGAAAAGUGGUACCGUUGUCGAUGCAAGGUGCCGAAGCUUGACCGCGGGAUUUGUCAAAGAAAAAAAGGAACGUGGCGAGGAAGUCGAUCUAUGCAUAUAUCACGAGAAUCUCGACCUCCUCGAGCCGCAUAAUCUCGUCCCGCCCGGUGUCUUCACUCUCGAUGGUCUGACUCGCUAUGGAGAAGAGCACAAACAAUGUCCCUACUUCUCUGCUCGGCGCAUGAUGCCUUGGUGUAAUAUCAUCAUCUACUCCUACCACUACCUCCUCGAUCCGAAGAUUGCCGAACGCGUUUCUCGAGAACUAUCGAAGGAUUGCAUCGUCGUUUUUGACGAGGCGCACAAUAUCGACAAUGUCUGCAUUGAGUCCCUCAGUAUCGAUCUGAGCGAGGAUUCACUUCGCAAAGCCACGAGAGGCGCUACGAAUUUGGAGCGUAAGAUUGAAGAAAUGAAGAGCACGGAUGCCGAAAAGCUUCAAAAUGAAUACUCAAAACUUGUGGAGGGUUUGCAACAGGCAGAACAGGCCCGGGAGGAGGAUCAGUUCAUCUCAAAUCCCGUAUUGCCAGAUGACUUGUUGAAGGAGGCAGUUCCUGGCAACAUUCGUCGUGCUGAGCACUUCGUUUCUUUCCUGAAGAGAUUCAUCGAAUACCUGAAGACUCGGAUGAAAGUCACACACACCAUCUCGGAAACCCCACCUUCUUUCCUAACUCAUUUGAAAGAUCUCACAUACAUUGAGCGAAAGCCAUUGAGAUUCUGCGCAGAACGUCUAACAUCACUCGUGCGGACUCUAGAGCUUGUCAAUAUUGAAGACUAUCAACCUCUGCAGGAAGUAGCCACGUUUGCUACUCUGGUCGCAACCUAUGAUAAGGGAUUCGUUCUUAUUCUCGAGCCGUUCGAGUCCGAAGCAGCCACGGUACCCAACCCGAUUCUGCAUUUCACCUGUUUGGAUGCUGCCAUCGCAAUCAAGCCCGUCUUCGAUCGUUUCAGCUCCGUCAUUAUCACUUCCGGUACCCUUUCGCCGUUGGAGAUGUACCCCAAAAUGCUCGGCUUCACCACGGUCAUGCAAGAGUCAUACAGUAUGACCCUGGCUCGCCGUUCCUUCUUGCCCAUGAUCGUCACCCGUGGCUCAGAUCAGGCACAAGUUUCAUCAUCCUUUGGUAUUCGCAAUGAUCCAGGUGUGGUUCGAAAUUACGGUACGCUUGUCACCGAGUUUGCUCGUAUCACGCCGGAUGGCGUGGUCGUCUUCUUCCCUUCAUACCUCUAUAUGGAGUCGAUCAUCAGCAUGUGGCAAGGUAUGGGAAUUUUGGAUCAAAUCUGGAACUACAAAUUGAUCCUCGUCGAAACUCCUGACGCGCAAGAGUCAUCGUUAGCUCUGGAGACAUAUCGGACUGCUUGCUGCAAUGGACGCGGUGCAAUCUUGUUUUGUGUCGCUCGAGGCAAGGUAUCUGAGGGUAUCGAUUUUGAUCACCAUUACGGCCGCGCUGUGCUGUGCAUUGGUGUGCCUUUCCAGUACACGGAGUCCCGUAUCCUGAAGGCCCGACUUGAAUUCUUGCGAGAGAAUUAUCGGAUUCGAGAGAACGACUUUCUUUCCUUCGAUGCGAUGCGACAUGCCGCGCAGUGCUUGGGCCGUGUACUCCGUGGUAAAGACGAUUACGGAGUCAUGGUUCUGGCAGACCGUCGUUUCGAAAGAAAGCGGCCGCAACUUCCGAAGUGGAUCAACCAGGCAAUGCUAGACAGCGAAACAAAUCUCAGCACUGAUAUGGCCGUCGCGAAUGCUAAGAACUUCCUGCGAACGAUGGCACAGCCAUUCAAAUCCAGAGAUCAAGAAGGAAUUUCUACCUGGAGUCUGGCUGAUAUCGAGCGUCACGAGGCGAAACGCAAGGCUGAGCAGGCACGUUUGAUGAACGAGGAGGCCCCUCCUGUGCACCAGAUGAACGGUGCCACAUCCAUGAUGCAGAUUGUCGAGGAUGAAUAUGACGACGACAUCGAUGAAGACCUUAUGAUGCUUGAUGCCCAAUAG